AUGGACGACUGCGUCCACGCCGCCGCCGCCUCGGGCAUGUUCGCCCAGUGCUCCGAGCCCACGCUCCGCGCGCUCUGCGCCCGCGCCGCGUCCGUCACGUACGCCAAGAACGCCGUCGUGUACCACCAGGGCGAGCCCCAGACCGAACUGCUGCUGCUCCAGACCGGCAGCGUCGAAGCCACAAAGGUCAUCGACGGUCAGGAGCACACGCUCAACGUGCUCACGCGCGGCGCCGUGGCCUCCAACCACGCGCUCGUGCAGGACCCGGCGGCCGUGACCGUGCGCUGCCUCACGCCCGUCACGGGCUUUACGCUCUCGAGCGCUGCGCUCAACGACGUGCUCGAAGGCGACCGCCGCGCGUCGCGCGAAGUCAUGCGGAGCCUCAGCAAAGAGAUCCGUCGCCAGGCGUCGCUGCUGCAGACGCCGCUCUUUGAGCAGCACGCGAAGCCCACGCCGUACUUUGCCACGUCGGUGGCUGCCUCGAUCGAGGCGUUCUACCGCAGCGGCAUGAACUCGCUCUUGAACGCGCGCCUCACGGGCCAACCCGUGGCGCGGCUCUUCCCCGAGAUGCACCUGCAGAUCCCCACGCGCGUCGUCUACAUCAAUGGCUUUAAAGGCAUUCGCCACGUGCUCGAGAAGACCGUGCGGGCCGACGAGUUUGACUACCCGCACGUCGUGCGCUUGGCUGAAGCCGUUGCGCCCGGCGUGCUCAUGACGCCCGUGAGCAGUAUGCUCGAGGCCUUUAACGCCGGCCACAUGAACCCCGAGUCGCUCGCCACGCGCUGGAUCCGCGGCACGGCGCCGCGCAUGCUGCGCGAAGUGAUCUUUGGCGUCGGCUUGAACCAGCUGUCGGACUACUUUGAAGAGCGGCUGUCGGUCACGGCCAGUCCCGCGCUGAACAACGCCAUUGGGAGCAUGAUGGCCGGCGUCGUGUGCGGCUACCUCUCGCACGUGCCGCACAAUCUCUCGACGAUGAAGCUCAUGCACCCGCAGAAGAGCUACGGCGAGCACAUGGACGACUUUAUCCGGCGGGCCGAAGUGCGCGUCCCCAUGACGGGGUCGCCGCGGCAGCGGUACGUGGCCGCAACGGCAAUGGCGCUGCUCUUCCCCAAGGGACUGACCGUGCGGACGUCGCAGAUUGUGGGCUCGUUCAUUAUCCUGAACGGCACGAUCAAUUCGCUCAAGGAAGUCGACGUGGACACGUUCAAGCGCUACAUGUCGAGCUAA
Molecule: messenger RNA, 1227 nt
Organism: Hyaloperonospora brassicae
Lineage: Eukaryota; Oomycota; Peronosporomycetes; Peronosporales; Peronosporaceae
Source: the annotation of a GenBank genome assembly